AUGAGUCACCUACUUUGGAAAUAUUACUGGGAAAACGAUGUCGACAGGUUUCGGCGUCUACUGGCUCCGGCCGGCCACUCGACACAAGCCGUCACCAGAAGCCCCGGUAUAGGUCCUGGGCCUUCAGGGGGGAGUCCCGGAGGAUACGGGACGUCUCCCCGGAAUGUCAAACCCCGGAAGUCUUCCGCCGUCGGCAUCAACCCCGGCGCAUCCAAGAACUCGAACACGACACUCGGGAAGCCUGAAAUCAACAGUCGCGAUCAUGCCGGCCUGACCGUUCUCCUCCGCGCGGCUUCAUCGACCAACCUCGACGCCAUCUUCUUCGUCCAAGCCCUUCUCGAACACCCCUCGAUCGAUCUGUAUGUGCAAGACCCGGAAAGUGGAUGGAAUGCUUUGCACAGAGCUUUAUACGCCGGAAAUGUUGCUAUCGCGCGUCUGCUCCUCGAAAGAGAGCGCAAGAUCUUGACCGAACAGACCCUGGGGACGUCCGUCUCCAAGGUUGGCCAGCUCAUCAAGACAAAGGACCGUGAGGGAAACAGUCCUUUCGACCUCUACAACUCGACCAUUGCCGUGCGAACCAUCGGCGACUCGGAUGAUUCGGACGACUCGGACCUCGACUCAGAUGUCGACGGCAGCUCGGAUGGAGGCCAGGCGCUGAUGAGAUCCGUUGCUGCGCUCGACGGCGUCCAAGACGGAGAGGAACUGUUCAUGUUUGGAAGUAACCGGAAUCUUUCUUUGGGUGUGGGCGAUGAAGACGAUCGCCAAUUCCCAGAAAGGAUCACUCUGAAGCGUCCGGAACAGCUUGUGCGGAGGUUCUAUCAGGAGUAUCUCGAGAAGACCCAAGGCGAACAUGGUUUAAAUGCUACCGCCGUUGACGAAAUGGACAUGGAAGAUAUCCCGGCACUGAUCAGAAACCGCCCUCUACGGAUUCACGAUGCGGUUCUCUCCAAGCUUCACACGGCAAUCCUGACUACGGACCCUGUUUCAAACUUGUACAUCUGUGGCGUUGGACGCGGUGGACGCCUCGGCCUAGGCGAUGAAAACACCCAGUUUCGCUUUGUGCCUGUGCAAGGGGGCCUCGCCGACAAAAAAGUAGUCCAAGUGGCACUCGGUCAGAACCACAGCAUGGCUGUCACUGAUGCAGGCGAGCUAUGGACGUGGGGUUCCAAUAACAACUCUCAGCUAGGAUACAACCUGCCGCCGCCGGCCAGGCAAGACGAAGAGCCGAUGAGCACCACUCCACGACAAGUGUUCGGGACACUCAAGAAAGAAGUCAUCAUCGGUGUGGCCGCAUCGACGUUUCACUCGGUGGCACACACAUCCACGUCCUUGUUCUGCUGGGGUAAGAACCUUGGUCAGCUAGCUCUCAUGGAUGCCGACGCGAGAUCAUUGGAAGUCCAACAAACGCCCCGAAAAGUGGCUGCAUCUCUCUUCUCGUCACCCAUCGUUGCAGUAUCGGCCAUUGAUAAGGCAACGACGUGCUUGCUUGCCGACAGCAAUGUCUGCGUCUUCACCAGCUACGGCUACAACUUUGUCAAAUUUCCCUCACCGGACGUGUUCGUAAACCACCAAUUCACCACCUCCAUGUCAAGCCGGUACAGUUCCGCAAGGAACCAGGUCAGCCGCAUCACCUCGGGAGGUGAGACCAUUGCCGCCGUCACUAGUAGGGGCGAUCUCUUUACUACGACAUUGAUUCAUAAGACCGAUUCGGCCCCUGCAGCGACAUCGACUACAAAUCCCUCAAAGAUCAAAGGUGCCGUCACAACACCUCAAUGCGUCUGGAACGCCCGCAAGGAUGGAGUGAAGUCCGUCAGCAUCGGCGAACAUGGAGCUGUCAUUAUUUGCACAGAAUCCGGCGCGGUCUGGAGACGUAUCAAACGUACGACGGCUAAGGACGCCUCAACCCCGGGUUCAACCGAGAGGAAGCGCAAGGACUUUAAGUUCCAGCGAGUACCAAGUGUCACGAACGCUAUCGCAGUCAGAAGCUCUGCAUUCGGAGCGUUCGCAGCAAUACGCAAGGACUGCGAUGUGAUGAAAGAGCAGGUCAACAUCAAAGAGCAGUCGUUGUGGGAAGACAUGGCAUCGCUACUUGUCCUCAGAGACUUCGAGGCUUCGACUCCAAGUAGCAAAGAGAAGGACACACUGGGUUUUUGGAAAGCAGAGGAUCUGAAGUACCGGAUCGGACCGUUGCCCUACGAGAUCCUGAAGUCGGCGAAUCUGGAGCAUGACCUCGAGCAGUAUCUGUUGAUGGCUGCGGAAUCCGACUUCGACAUGGCGCUGCGCACUGCAUCGGCUCCUAGCGUGAAGAUACCGGUACAUGCUUGGCUCCUCACAGCGCGAAGCUCUGUUCUUCGCAAAGUCCUCAGUGACUAUCGCAGCAGCGGUGAGGGUCAGGUUGCGCAGACUCUCAAAGUCGAAGAAGAAGAUGGGAAGACUCUGGUCACCUUCGAAUCCAUCGACCUGCUGUCGUUGCUCAACCUAGUGGUUUACUGUUACGACGACACUGUCAUCCCAGCGUGGAACCAUACUCGUCAAGCGCCAUCCCUCGCACACAAGUACCGCCAAGUUCGCAACGAACUGAUGAAGCUUGCGACAAAGCUCGACAUGAUGAAGCUCGAAGCGGCGGCUCGUCUUCAGACUACUGCUGAGAAGUCUCUAGACAAGGAUUUUGCCAAGGCCAUCCGAGACCCGAGAUACUUUGAGGACGCUGAUGCGUUGGUUGAGCUGGACGGCGAGGAAGUGCCGAUUCACAGUCAGCUUAUGCGUCAGCGAUGCGAGUUCUUCGAAGGCCUCUUCCAUGGACGAGCUCGAGGUAUGUGGCUGGCAGGUCGCCGCGAUGAGUUGACCGACGAGGAGCUUGUGCGUGUCGACCUCGGCCACUGUGACCCAGAAGCUUUCCAAUACGUUCUGCGGUACUUGUAUUCCGAUGUGGGCUCUGAGCUCUUCAACAACACAUCCGCAGCCAACAUUGACGAGUUUUCCGAGCUCGUCAUGGCUGUCAUGAGCACCGCGAACGAGCUCAUGCUCGACAGGCUAUCGCAGAUUUGCCAGUACACCAUCGCCCGUUUUGUUACAACCCGCAACAUCGCUCUUCUUCUCAACGAAAUUAGCCCCUGCACUGUUACGGAAUUCAAGGAUGCUGGUCUGGAGUACAUUUGCUUACAGAUGGAGUCCAUGCUUGAAAACCACCUGCUGGACGACCUUGAAGAAGAUCUGCUUGAGGAGUUGGACAGCAUCGUUCGCGAAAACCAACUCGCGCGUUACCCCUUCGCAAGAAGUGGUCGAGCAGAACUGCUCUUGUUCGAGAAGGAUCCAGAUCUGGCCCUCGACAUUGACGAGGAACGUCGACGAAGAGUAAGAGAGAUGGCAUUCAAAUCAACACAUAGGGACGAUGAGAGGAAAAUGUCGUCCUCCUUCAAGACGAAAUUUGGAAGCUUGGAUGACGGCAUGGGGUUCACCUCCCCAAGCCUGGAUAAGAGCCGACGCAAGUCCAAGGCUGGCCGCAACGAGCCCUUCAGCCCCAGCUUGAGACCGAAGGAGUCUCACGCAGACCUCAUCUUUGAUAUGGAUGAAGAGAACCCGUCCAUAACGAGUCCUCCAAUGUCACCUUCACAGAGGGCUGCUGAGAAGAAGGCCGGCUCCGAGCUUGAAAGACUCCCGGCUUUACCUGGCCCUUGGAAAGACGUGAAGGGCCAGUUUGUUGAAGGAUCCCCGAGGUUUCAAGUUGCAAGCCCGCCAGCAGACAAACCAGCACAGUCAGGUAUCAGCCCGUCGCGGUCACCGCAAGACAUGAGCGGACUCAGCGCUCCGAAGGUCGGCAACCCAUGGGGCGCGGCAGGCUUCCCGACCGAGAAGAUGGACUUGCGACAGGUUCUGACAGAGGCACCCGCCAAGUCUGCCCUGUCCGCCGGUAUUGCCGCUCAAAAGAACAAGGAGGCGUCUCCCAAGCCAGCACAACCCAAGAUGUCGCAAAAGGAACGCAAGAAGCAGCAACAAGCUCAAGCCGCAGCCCAGGCAGCAUUGGAAGCCGAGCCUCAGCAGCCCAAGGCGGCAUGGGACAAGGAGUCGGCCGCAAACAAAGCAGCGCCAUGGAAGGCCGUCCCCAGCGGUCCCAAGACGUCUCUCAAGGACACCAUGGCAAAGGACGCGCCGAAGCCUAUAUCGCCAGCCAAGUCAGCGCUCCUCGGCGUGGAAUCCCCGGGCAAGGCAAGCCCCAGACGGGCAGCGUCGCCCGACACGCGUUUCCCGGGCCAGUCUCGCAACAACAGCUCGCCCGCGACCCCGACCCCCGCCGCCGCCGCGGCCUCGUCCAGCCAAGCACCCGCGAAGCCGCUCGUCCCGCACUCGAAAUCCUACAUCACCCCGGCAUCCAAGGCCGAGCCCAUUCUGGGGCUAAGCAUGGCGGACAUCAUCGGACAGCAGAAGCGUGAGCAGGAAAUCGUGCGCGAGGCCGUCGCGAAGAGGUCGAUGCAGGAGAUCCAGCAGGAGCAGGAAUUCCAGGAGUGGUGGGACCAGGAGACCAGACGUGUGCAGGAAGAGGGCGCGAGGAGGGAGGCCAAGGAGAAGGCCAAGGGUGAGCGGAACUCCAAGGAUGCCAAGCGGGGAAGACGCGGCAGGGGCGGAGGAGGCAAGGGGAAGGGAGCCGGCCCGCCGCCGCCAGCGGACGGCGGCCCCGGCAACGUUGAGGCGGGUGCUACGCCGAAGGCCCCGAGCGGACCGUCGAGUAACGCUCGAGGACGGAGCCACCGAGGCCGGGGAAGGGGAGGCAAAGCAUCGGCACCGGCAACGGCACCGGCAUCAUGA
Molecule: messenger RNA, 4803 nt
Organism: Colletotrichum karsti
Lineage: Eukaryota; Fungi; Ascomycota; Sordariomycetes; Glomerellales; Glomerellaceae
Product: BTB/POZ domain-containing protein
Exons: 1
Coding region: 1-4803 (1600 amino acids)
Molecular function (GO): protein binding
Source: RefSeq, a predicted model, not a curated record